Molecule: messenger RNA, 537 nt
Organism: Dracunculus medinensis (Guinea worm)
Lineage: Eukaryota; Metazoa; Nematoda; Chromadorea; Rhabditida; Dracunculidae
Source: the annotation of a GenBank genome assembly
AUGUUUUAUAAAUGGAGAACAACGGUUUCGAUGUUGCAACGAAGUCGGUCUAUCGGUGGAAUAUCGACGAAUUCAGCUAAAAUCUUGAGUAAACCAAGUCUCGAUGAAGUGAUUAAAAAAUAUAACGAGGCUAAAAAAACUGCAACCACGACGAAGGACGUCAAAGAGGACGGUUGGGCCGAUGCUCCAACGAUUUAUUGCGAUGGUAGUUGUAUUUGGACGGAACGAAAAGGUGGAAUUGGAAUUUUUUGGUCGCCAUUGGAUAGUCGUAACGCUCAUCUGAAACUUACUGGUGAUAAAAUAACAAGUAUAAGAGCAGAGCUAAUUUCCGUUUCUUUGAGUCUUGCACAGACGCGAUUAAUACACAUAUAUCGAAAUAAUACAUAUCGAAAAGAAGAUGAGUGGGAAUCUAACUGGAAUGAAUUAACUGAAGCUCAACGUGAUCUCUGUGGUAAUUUCCAUGCAAAUCAACUUGCACAAAAAGGUAUAAAUAAUCCGAUGAUGAACGACGUUGAAUUUGAAUAUUUUUUAAAAUAA